AGCUUUGGGGUGGGAUUAUCUUAAGGAAGUUAGACUUUCAUUUCCUCUUCCAACUGAAUGCAGAGGGACUGGGUUGCGGAAGGAGCUGUUGCAGCCCAGCUGGACUUUGCGCAGCUCUGCCAUGAGGCUCCCUGUGUGGUGUCUGAUCUUGCUGGGCCUGCUCGGAGGUAAGGAGAGAUGGGAGAUGGGGCAGAGGGAGCUCCUGGGCAGGAACUUGUACCUGGGUUGCCAACCAAUCUCUUGCUGGAAGCCCAAGGAACAGGGAAAGACUGUCCUAAAAAAAAAGCCGCUACUCUGCUGCCAUCCUUCACGGUGACACCUACAGCAAGCCCUACGAGCAGCCACAGGCUCACCACCACCAGUCCCGCCAACAGCACAGUUCAUCCUACAAGUAAUGGUACUGCUACCAGCUCUGGACAUGAAACUACCCCUACGCACAACCCCGCCACCACCAGCAGCCAUGGGAACGCCACAGUUUAUCCCACCGCGAACGGCACUGCUAGUACUCCAAGGUUCUCCACCAGCGGCCCUCAUCCUGGACCACCUCCACCCUCUCCAAGUCCUAGUCCCGGCUCCAAGGGGGCUCUUGGAAACUACACAUGGGCUAAUGAUUCCCAGCCAUGUGUUCAGCUCCAAGCCCAAAUUCAGAUUCGAAUCCUGUACCCAACCCAGGGUGGAGGAAAGGCCUGGGGCAUCUCUGUAUUGAAUCCCAACAAAACCAAGGUCCAGGGGGGCUGCGACAAGGCCAAUCCCCACCUGCCUCUCUCAUUUCCUUAUGGACAGCUCACCUUUGGAUUCAAGCAGGACCUGCAGCAGAGCCCGGGUGUAGUCUACCUCAACUACAUGGCAGUGGAGUACAAUGUGUCCUUCCCGCAGGCCGACCAGUGGACCUUCUCGGCUCAGAACCCAUCUCUUCGGCUGCUCCACGCGCCCCUAGGCCGGAGCUUCUGCUGCAGGAACUCAAGCAUUGCUCUUUCCCCAGCUGUUCGCAUCGACCUGCUCUCCCUGCGGCUGCAGGCUGCUCAGCUGCCUGACACAGGGCGCUUCGGGCCAUGUUUCUCUUGCCCUGGUGACCAGUCCCUCUUGCUGCCCCUCAUCAUUGGCCUGGUCCUCCUCGGUCUCCUCACCUUGGUGCUCCUCGCCUUCUGCAUUUCCAGGAGACGACAACCAGCCUACCAGCCCCUUUGAGCAUGCGCUCUCAGCCACUCUGUGGGUCACCAAGACGCACCUUCACUUCAACAUGCAACUGACUCAACAAAGUUGCCUUCCUUCCCUGUCUUUAAGAACAAAAUUGGAGAUU
Molecule: messenger RNA, 1300 nt
Organism: Acomys russatus (golden spiny mouse)
Lineage: Eukaryota; Metazoa; Chordata; Mammalia; Rodentia; Muridae
Gene: Cd68
Product: CD68 molecule
Exons: 5
Coding region: 178-1188 (336 amino acids)
Cellular component (GO): membrane
Source: RefSeq, a predicted model, not a curated record